AUGGCCCCCUCCGCCAUUACACCCGAGACCUCUCCAGAGCGUGAGAUCUACGCCAAGAAGCCUAUCCAGGCACGCUUCCACCGCAGUUCCGUCUCCUCUAUCAAGUUGAACGACGGCAACGUCAUCCCCCAGCUCGCCCUCGGCGUCUACAAGGCUCCCAAUGGCCAGGAAACUGAGGAUGCCGUCACUGCCGCUCUGGAUGCCGGCUAUCGACACAUCGAUUCGGCUGCUCGCUAUGCCAACGAGGAGGCCUGUGGACGUGCCAUCCACCGCUGGCUCGAGCGGACUGGCACUCCUCGUGAUGAAGUCUUCGUCUGCUCCAAGCUCUGGGACGCUGACCACGGCUUCGAGGCCACCUUCAACGCAUUGUGCGAAUCUCUGGACAAGUUUGGCCUUGACUACCUUGACUUGUACUUGAUCCACUCUCCUGCCGAAGACGAGGAGAAGCGCCUGGAGAGCUGGCGUGCUCUCGAAACUGCACAGCGUCUCGGCAAGGUCAAGUCCAUUGGCGUCUCCAACUUUGGCGCCAGCCACAUCGAGAGUCUGCUCAAGAACGCCCGCGUGGUCCCCGCCGUCAACCAAGUCGAGAUCCACCCCUUCUGCCAACGCCAGGCUUUGGUCGAACUCUGCAACGAGAACGGUAUCAAGAUUGAGGCUUACUCACCGCUUGCCCGGGGAAACAAACUCCAGGACCCUACCAUCUGCACCAUUGCUGAGAAGUACGGAAAGACAUCUGCCCAGGUCCUGCUCAAUUGGAGCGCUUCUCGCGGCAACGUCGUUCUGCCCAAGAGCUUGACUGCUCACCGCAUCCAGAGCAACCUCGAGAGCUUUGACUUCAAGCUUGCCGCCGAGGAUGUUGCUGUCAUUAACAACCUCGAGGAGAACUAUGUCACUGGCAGCAUGCACAAGUCUCACGACUAG
This is a messenger RNA of Ilyonectria robusta, 921 nucleotides long. RefSeq names its product NADP-dependent oxidoreductase domain-containing protein. Lineage: Eukaryota; Fungi; Ascomycota; Sordariomycetes; Hypocreales; Nectriaceae. The transcript has a single exon. The coding region runs from base 1 to 921 and encodes 306 amino acids. Gene Ontology annotation, molecular function: oxidoreductase activity. The record is from RefSeq and is a predicted model, not a curated record.